AUGGCAACCACUCAGCGUCGCGAGCAUAAGCGAGUGUAUCAGGCGUGCGAGCCUUGCCGCGAGAGAAAGGUGCGCUGCGAGCUAGGCGCUGUGGACCAGCCUUGUAAGCCACCAUGUGCACGUUGUCGUCGGGAGUCGAGAGAAUGCGUGUUCGCAGCCUCCAGGAUUAGGGAUGUAGCAGAGUCAAAGGCAAGGCAUCGACUCUCGUCCAGCACUCGUCAUCUCAAACGACACUCCUCUUCGCCUAUAGUCGUAGAUAGAGCUUCGGCGCCCACAGGCGUCUAUUCAUCACCAGCGUCACCGAAUCCCCGCCCUAUCAUCAGCAAUGCCACACCGACAUCUCGAGAACAGCGCCAGCAACAAAGUCAUUUACUACCGCCGAAUGGUCGCGCCACCGCUGUCUUGCUCAGGGGCCAUCCCCGUACAUAUCACGACGCGUUGACUGUCUUGUCUGAAGCAUGCGACAAUGCCGAGCGUCGCAGGGACUUCCCUGCGCAUUUGAAUACGGCCGUGCACUCCCAAAGUUCACCCUCUGAUACCGGCAAUGCAUCGGCCGGGCACGCUUCCAACACCUUCAGUCCAGGUACUCGCGAGGCUCUACGAGCAUGGUCUGGUUUAAGAUUUGUCCGAGGUGGAUUGUUCACUCCAGAGGAGGCGCUCAAUAUGGUUGACCACUUUUACAAGUUUCAUGCGCCCUUCUCACCAGUGGCUCCAGAGUGUUUUCGUGCCCAUGCGCAACACCCGACACUAAUCGAAGAGGAGCCGAUUCUCACCAUCACCAUCCUGAUGAUUGGUUCCCGAUACAAAAAGUGGACGGGGCUAGCUGCGGCAUCACGUUCAUUUCUCAUCCACGAUCGGCUCUGGAGGUACCUUCAGGGUAUGAUCACUCGCCUGUUCUGGUGUGAAGAUAUAUUCGUCGGGGAAUUCGCUUCGCUAACGGAUCCCUUCAAUGGCUCGGACAAUGCAUCCUUCCCAACGCGUUCUAACAUUUGGUCGAAUGGAUUUCGCACAAUUGGAACAUGUGAAGCCCUAUUGCUUCUCUUGGAUUGGCACCCACAAGGACUUCAUUUUCCACCACCAGACGAAGAUACCACGUCAACUAUUGUUCGCGAACCGAAGAGACGACGUCUUGCUGCCGAACAUAAGCGACAUCGCGGGCCAGGUUCGGGACAUGACUGGCUGGCACGAUCGGAUCGACUAUGCCGUUCCAUGCUGUCGACGGCUUCAAUGCUCGCUACCGAGAUGGGGGUGUUUGACGAGGAAGAGCUGGUUUCUGAAAGCGAAAACAACCCACAGAGUAUGCGAGAUAUGGCUUCCCAUCAGCAGAGAUUCUGUCGAGUGCGGUAUUUAAUUUGGGUAUAUGCCACGCAACAACCCGGUAGACCAGGAUGGAGAAUCUUAACUCCCGAGCCAUCUCUUUUAUUUCCGUCAACAGAUGAUGAUACAAUAAAAUGUUGGGCUCGGGUAGCCACCAUCAUGAAGUAUGCGAAUGAGCUACUCUUCUCGUCACAAAAACAUACAAAUGAGAUCAUUCGAAAUGGAGAAUAUAUAAAAUUUCUUCAGACCCUGCAACCGCUUCUUCAGGAAACUAUCCUUGAAUUCGAUCAGUCCAAAUUAACGAAACAAAUGCGAUCGAUCUUGACUAUUGAAUACGCUCAUGUCCAGUUAUGCAUUUUAAGCGUUGCGCUGCAAGCUGUCAUAGAACGACGCUACUACUGUGACGACACAGCCAAGGAACCGCAGCCCAUUCCUACUCACGUCUUGAAACAAGAGGAGGGCUAUUUAAACGAGACCGUCAAGUGUGCACAAACUAUUCUACUCACAGUUUUGGAUGACUUCGUACCAGAUGGCAGCUUGAGAUACUUGCCUGUCCGCUCAUACUCUCGGUUACUAGGUGCUGCAUUAUUCCUCCUCAAGUGUUGUGCCGCUCGGAUCAAGGAGGUAGACACACGAGUAUCCCUUUCCCUUAUAAAACAACUCGUGGCAGGUCUACGGUCUAUUUACGUUGACGACACACAUCUGAGCCCCCGCUGGGGAGAUCUCCUCGACCAACUCUCGCGCCGCGUCGAAGCGCAUGCCACGGUAGCGAAGAAUUGCCCACAACCGGCGAAUACCCUUAUUCCAUCAGAUCCAACCAUACUCGGAAAUACUGCAAGCGGGUUGCAUACUCCGAUGUCCACAGUGUUAGGCCCCCCGUCACAGCCUAUGCUUCUCACGCCCAGCGAAGCUGAUGGAUCAUGUAUUCGGACUCACGUGGAGUCCCAUAGUAACAAUAAUAAUAGUCUACAAGAUUUUGAUCCUUGGGCUUUCAGUGGCAAUGAGGAAGGGUCCAAUUUCGAAGCCUUCUCGAUGUGGUGGGAUAGCCAUAUUCCUCAAUCGAUAGCUACUAAUUACACAUCUUCCCACCGGGCCCCUUGGACAGCUGAUGGCAAUGAACAGCUAUUUGGCCAUACUGCCGAUGGAGGAGGAAUAGUAGGGAGCGCACCGGGGUUUCCGGCAUAUUUGUAUUAA
Talaromyces stipitatus ATCC 10500 is the source of this 2511-nucleotide messenger RNA. RefSeq lists its product as uncharacterized. NCBI's taxonomy places the organism in Eukaryota, Fungi, Ascomycota, Eurotiomycetes, Eurotiales, Trichocomaceae. Gene Ontology annotation, cellular component: nucleus. Gene Ontology annotation, biological process: positive regulation of transcription by RNA polymerase II; aromatic amino acid catabolic process. The record is from RefSeq and is a predicted model, not a curated record. Gene Ontology annotation, molecular function: DNA-binding transcription factor activity, RNA polymerase II-specific; zinc ion binding. Bases 1 to 2511 code for a protein of 836 amino acids. The transcript is spliced from 5 exons.